GGCAUGUUUAUUUGGUCAUAUUUUCGUGUAUUUGUAUUGACGUUUUCGUGAUAUUUUUGCCAAAAAAUUUCUACAUAAAAACCCAAAUACCGAAUGGCCAAGUGAAGUGCCGCCGUAGACGAAAUUUGAUUUGAGUUGUUCUGUGGUCUGCCAUGUUUGGUUGAGCCUGAGCCGAACGAAUUGGCGAAUGUUUUUCAACGUGUUUUUCUGCUAUAAUCAAUAUGAUUUUGUAGUUUAUUGAGUGGCACUGAAUAUUUGGUAUAUAUUUGUUAAAAUACGUAAUCAUAUUACGGCGCACGUCACAGUUAUACAUACCUAUCUACCACAAGUUUAGUAUUAAUCAAAUCUGUCAUGUCAAAUAAUAAUUCUAGAUCACGCAUUCCUACACAUUGUCAUUGGGAAAAUUAAUUCAAAAGUGAAUAAAAUGUAUUUUAAAUAAAUGAGAUCAAUCAUACCCAGAUAUAAUGGAGACUGUAUCAGCAUCGGCUCAAGACGAUAGCUCAGGGGCCAAUCCCAGUAGUGUCAAGAGUGAUGACAGUAGCCCACAACAUGAAAGUGGUCGUGGGUCACCACCGCCUAACUGCGCUAUUUGCCUCGGCACAUGUAGAAAUAAAUCUUUCACUGAUUCUUGUCUGCACCAGUUUUGUUUUAAAUGUCUUCUGACUUGGAGUAGGGUAAAAGCAGAGUGCCCACUUUGCAAACAAAAUUUUAGAUCAAUUAUUCAUAAUGUACGGUCUAAUCAUCAAUAUGAGGAGUAUAUGGUUGAGCAGAGACAAACAGAAGAAACAAUUGAAAGAUUGGACUUUGAUAACCUAGCAGCAAGUACACGGAGGUUCAGAUACAGAACAACGCUGACGUUGCCUCGGCAUGAGUCGCUGGCGAUCCAGCAGCUGCUGCUGCGCCACUACCCCAUAAUGGCGGAUGUGUUCCCGCCGCCGCAGGAGCGCGUGCCCACGGGCCGCGUGCCGCCCGCGCGCCGCCGCCGCCGCUCGCCGCUCGCCUUCCGCCGCACCGUGUACCGACACAACCUGUGGGCGCGUCCGCUACCCGACUUCACCGGCCGCUUCAGAGAUUGCUCCCCGGAUUUCUAUAGGUACAAUGAUUCACAAAUGCAUCGCUUAGUGCCUUGGCUCAAUAGAGAACUUCACUAUUUACUGAACGAAAAUAUUGGCCAUAUAUCAUAUGUCAUCGCUCGUAUCCUGGAAUUGCUACCACGGUAUCAUAUCAACUCGCCUGAAUUCAGAGAAGCUUUACAAGUUUACUUUCGGGACAGAACAGAACAUUUUCUUCAUGAGCUUUAUUGUUUUGCUUCCACGCCUUACGACUUAACAGGAUAUGACCGCAAUGUACAGUACACUACAGAUACCUCAAUAUCUACAAUGGUCAAUGAAGUCAUCUCCAGUUCUGAAUCUGAAGCUAGUGUUGAUUCCGAUAUUGUAAUGGUUUCGAGCUCGGGGCCCGCCGAGCCGCCACCAGGACCGUCGCGUUUGCCCGCACCUGUGUAUCCUCAAAACUACAUUCCACAACCAGCUGCAAAUAAUAAUGUCAUACCCAUUGAAACUAUAUCUCACUCAGACACGGACGAUGAUUCUUCCGAAGUUAUGGUCGUCGGAUAUAUAAAACCACCACAGGAUCGCACUCCGGAAGUUGUCGAUUUACUUGGUUCCGACAGUGAUGUUAUAGUUCAAGACACUAACCCACCGGAAACUCAAGCCCAAAGUUCGGAGAACCAAGACACUAGACUGGCACCUUUAGUGAAAUUAAUAUUGAAAAGGCAUGCCUCGGAACAAAAUGCAGAUUCUGAUAGCGAUGACAACACGCAAAGGCCUCCACCGAUAAGACGCAAGAAGAGACAUCGUUCUAAUGACACCGCCACCACAACUGAUACUUGUCGGACCACACCAUCCCCUCCACAUAGUUGGGAGUCCGCAUCUUAUUCAGAAUCUAUGUCUACCUUUUCCUCACCAACUACGUCAUCUUUGAUAUCAUCAACUACAACAGAAUCUGAUUCUUUCAGUACCUCUGAUAGCUCAAGUAAAAAACGUAAAACCUCCAAGAAAAAGAAGUACAAAAAGAAAAGCAAAGAAGCUAAUUCUACCAGCAGUGAAAAAAGGAGACAUAAAAAGCGUAAAAGUCGUUUGCCCGGCAGAGAUAAUAAGCAAGUGACUAAAGAGGAAAAGGACAAAAACAGUACGCGUAAAUCAAACUCUGGUAAAGGAGUAAAAUCAUCAAAAAAAGUACCACCGCCUCCAACACCAACAGUACAAACACCUCCACCACCACUUAGUGAUCCUCAAGAAGAAAGUGCGGCAAUAUUAGAUCAACCAAGUACUAGUAGUGGUUAUAGACACAAAUCCAAAAAUCGCAAGCGUCGACGUCCAAGCCGUGAGAGUAAAAGACUGAAAAGCGUUGUAAAUGUGAUGUACAAUAAAAAAUCUAGCAGUGAAAUAAGUUCUGGUAACACGCCCCCGUUGAACGCGUCAAGUAGUAUUGCGACUAGCUCUAGUUCUAGUAACGGCGUUAACUAUACAAAUAAUGUGGAACCCAUUGUGUACAAUAAUGCAGAAGUGCCCUCCACAAGCCAUAGACAAGUAUCAAAUUCAGAUUCCGAAGAUGACCUACCUCUUAACUUAACAAUACAAAAAACAUACAUGUCGUUAUGAGAAUCUAUUGUAUAAAUUAUUGAUAUUGUGAUAAUAUUGUACUCUCUUUUACUUACCAAAUGUGUCAGGUAUUUAAUUUAUAUGUAACAACAUCCAAAACUUAAUUCUUGGUAUCACAUUGAUAUCUACAUCAGUUUUUAAAGCAUCACAAAUUUAUUUAAUUUGAUUUUAAAUGUUUCAAGUGCUAAUUAAUACAAUAUGAUGAUUAUGUAUAUUCUAGAUGCUUUGAUUGCAAUGAUAAAUUUAAUUGCAUACCUACUGUAUGUAGAACGGGUCUUUCAUUUUUGCCGUAAGGAAAAUCAUACCACAUUAAAAAAUAAGUAGGAAUUUCAUAGUGAUAACAAUUAUUUAUUUAUAUUGGUUUUGACUCAAACAUAAUGUCGUAAUAAACGUACAGUCAAAAAAGUGGUAAGGAUUCGUUAUGUAAGGCGUAAACCCCUUGAACUCGAAUGUUCAGUAUCCUUAGCACAAACCAAAAUCGAAUAGUUGAAUUCGGUCUCGAUACGCGUCACAUGUGAAGAAGUUUUGUAUAGAAGAAUUUUAAUUCUCAUUACGUCCGUUGUAGCGCUGUUCAAAUUUCCAUAAAAACUCACAGAUUAGGAAUAAACUUCUUGACAUUUAACGCGUGUCUAGAUCGAAUUCAACGUUGGUUCAUGCUAAGGGUACGUUAAGUUCGAGUGGUUAUCGGUUAAAAGUAAAUAACAAGGAAUACAACUUCUUUGAUUGUAUGGCGAAGAAGUAGGCAGCCAUUAUCUCGAUUACAAUGAUAUAGAAAAGUGAACAAUCUAGAUAGAAAGUAAUCGAUUCAUUACUCGACGGCCAUACUCAGAGACAUCAAAUAAAUUUCGUAUAUUUCCAGUCACCCCCACGGGAAUUGCCACCGGACUGAGUUUAAUGACUUCAUUCCCAUUUGCCUCCAGUGGCAAUCCCCGCGGGGGCGUGGAAGAAACGUUAUUUUUUUUUAUUCACAUUUGCCUCCGGUGGUAAAUCCCGCAGUGGCGACUGGGUAUAUGCGAUUUAAAGUCAUGCGUUGGCUUAAUCUAUACUUCCUUCAAACAAAGAAUCUGACAGUUAUGAUCAACCUUAAAAGUUAAUUGACGUCUUUGUAUACGGUCGUAAAAGUGACAAACUUUAGGACCUGGCCACAAGGCCUUUAGAGGUUAGGCAGGUAGGGCUGCUGAAAAUGAGGCGCCUCGAUAUUUGCUAACAUGAUUUUUUACUGAGCGAUGAACAUAAACAUUUAAUGGUGUAAAGCAGAAAGCGACAGCAGUCAUUUUUGAUGUAAGCUAAAAUGAGAUCUAUUACCCCAUGAUAAAGUUUGAUUUAACGCUUACUGCUUUCGCUGGAUUCAAAAACAGCUGCUCCGAACUUUCUACUUAACACCGCUCAAUUAUGCAUUAAAUUUUCAACCUCUUAGGACUGUUACCGUCGUAUUUAUAAACAAAGUAAAUAUUAUUACUUUUGCUUAAGUAAUUACAUGAGCAACAUUUUUCUUUUCAUACUUAAGAAAUAGAACUGACUAGAAUGAGAAUAACUUACUUAUAACUUAAAUACAGUAGGUACUUAUUAAAUUUCGUUGCUAAUUAAAGCUAUUAUUCAAGAAUUAUAGUGUUAAGUAAUUACUUGUUUAUAAAUACGAGUGUUAAGUUAUUCUUAUUAUCUCGCUGAAACGCACUAAGAGUUCGUUUGUGUCUAUUCUCAGGGAAAAUCAUAGAUUUUAAUCUUAUGGGGUAAAUACUGUUUUUAUUAUGACACUUACAUAUUAAAUUUUGAUUACUUAAAUGUUAAAUUUAAUGUUCUCGGUCAAUGAAGUUACUUGAGUUUUUUUUCAUAGGAAUAAGGGAGGAUCCCCGUGUUUUGAUUAAAUUUUACUGAGGUCUUGUAAAAUAGGGAGUCCAGUAUAAUAAAGAAAUAGUAUGUAUACACAAUAUUCUAGUGAUUUUUAAUAAAAUUCCACAUUUCUUAUUUAAUUUUAUGUUAAUAUAAUACAAUUUUCCGCAAAGCUUUUUAGGUUUGGUUUUUCAGUUUUGCUUUAAUUAGGUAUGUAGUGUUGGUUUCGCUAUACAUCGUUUAUCUGCCUCGGGUGGUGUGGUGCAAACUACAUAAUUCAGUUCAUUACUACCUACUUGUUUACUAACAACUACCAUCUCAAGUGGUUUAGCAUAAUAGCUUUGAAACUUUUUAACCGACGAAAAAAAGACGGAGGAUUCUACCUUGUUAAUAUAAUUUGUACAUGAAUUCGCAGUGAAAAUAGAUACCUUUAUAAAUGGCGAUACCAAAGUAACAACAAUUUUCACCACCUAAAAGGUUUUUUUUUUUCUUUUUUUAUUUAGAGGCUUUUAUUCUAUGAAUAUGCCAGCCUCAUCGUACCCUAACCAAAGCAUCUCUUAUCUAUUAGACAAGUCCGUCCGUCUGUGGUGCUGUUUCAGCGGCCAAACCGUAAGAGAUAGAUAAAGAGAAUAUUUAAGUUAUAAGUUAAGAAUAGUCUGAUAAGACUACAAACCGGAUUUGAGUAACGUAGCACUUCCGGUUUUCGAGAAAUCACGAAUUUCAAACGAAACCACACAAAAUCUCCGAAAUUCUCAAUUAAUUAAAUACAUUUUUUUUUUAAAUCAGGUUUUGGUGAACAUUUGGUUCACUGGUUUGCUAGUACAUAACUAAUUUAAUUUAAAACAUUGGAGAGGGCGAGCUUUUCUUACUAGCGAAAACCAUAUCAAACAUCGACUUUGCUGCAUCUGAGUUUGGUAGUGCUAAUAACCUAAAAGGAUCAAAGAUUUUGGGAUAAAAAUUAUCCUAUGUCCUUCCCCGGGACUCGAACUAUCUCUGUACCAAACAUUUCAAUCGGUUCAGCAGUUAAAGGCAGAAACAGCCUUAUGAACCGUGACGCGUAUUUUCUAUGGCGCAUUGCGUCGCAUCGGAUGUUUCUAAUGUGAAUAUAAUGCGAUUCAAAUAAGAAUAGGAAAUCCAAUGACCUCCAUCUGUCAAAUGUAGCUUGUAAAGUACAGUUUGCAAAAAAAACUCUGAACACUUUUUUAGCACUCUGCUAAUUCUAGCAUAAAAAUCAAACAUUUUUAAACAAACAAUAACAAAUAUUGAUAAUUAAUAUUGGUUGAUAUUUCUUUUCAUUUAUUGAGCUUUGGCUAUGUAUAGUUGAUAACCUAAAUCGUCAACCAAAUGUCACUUUAUGUUGCGUUUAGAAAGACGAUUUAAAGCUUUCGUUUGCAUAUAGGAUACAUGUUCGUAUGUGACCUGCAUGAUUAUUCAUAACUACUC
Messenger RNA from Chilo suppressalis (striped riceborer), 5936 nucleotides. NCBI's taxonomy places the organism in Eukaryota, Metazoa, Arthropoda, Insecta, Lepidoptera, Crambidae. The record is from the annotation of a GenBank genome assembly.